AUGCAAUUGUCAAUCAUAUUUGUGUUUGUUUCAUUAACAAUAUUUAUAAACUGUCGCGAAUUAUCCCAUAUUAGAAAAGAUUUUUUUGAUAAACUGUUAUCAUCAUCAUCAUCAUUAUCAUCAAAAUAUGUGUCCAAAAUAUCCCAACCAACUCCAUUUGUUGUUGUUGUUGAACCAUUGGAAGAAACACCACCAUUUUCCUUACAACAACAACAACAACAACAACAACAACCACCAUCAAUGGAUCUUGAAAUGGAUAUCCCUUUCCAUUGUCGGAAAAAUGAAUUUUUAAUUCACAAUCAAUUUGAUUUACAAAAUAUUUCCAAUUGUGAAGUAAUUAUUGGUAAUAUUAUCAUUAGUGAAUUUGAUUAUCCUAUUAUAACAUUUUCAAAUUUAGAAAAAUUAUUAGGUAAUUUAACUAUUUUGAAAAGUCCUGAUACAGUUAGAAUUGAUGCACCUAUAAUGGAAUUAAUUAGUGGAACAUUUAAAAUGAUUGAAUUGACUUCAUUAGCAUUAAUAUCAUUUCCAGCUUUAAAAUGGGUCAAUACAUUACAUUGGAAAAUUUUACCAAUUUUAAGUAAUGUUCAUUUUAAUAAUGAAAUUAAGGGGAUUGAUAAUAUAAUUAUAUCUGAUACUUCAUUAACUGGGUUUUCGGGAUUUCUUGCAGAAUCAAUUGAAAAUUUAGAUAUUAAUAAUAAUCGAUUUUUAGAUACGAUUGAAAGUAAUGUUGAAACCAUUUCUGGAGAAUUACAUAUUGGUGCUAAUUCAAAUGAUGUUAAAGUAUCAUUCCCCAAAUUGAAACAAAUUGGAUUAUUAAAUAUUAAUGAUGUUGAAAAAUUAAAUUUACCAGAAUUGGAAUUUAUUGAUGAUUCCUUAAUUUUAAAUAAUAAUAAUUUUCAACAAUUAAAAUUUUCCAAAUUGAAUUAUAUUGGUGGGACUUUAAGUUUAUUUGAAAAUUUAGGAGUUAAUGAUUUAGAAUUCCCAAAUUUAAAUGAAUUGGGUGGUGGAUUAGUAAUGAUUAAUAAUAGUUUAAUUGAAAGAAUAAAUUUUUUCCCUAAAUUGAAAAUUAUUGGUGGUGCUUUAGAAUUGAUUGGUAAUAUUAAAGAAAUUUCUUUAAAAAAUUUAAAAUUAGUUAAAGGAAGUGCUAUAGUUAAAUCUACUUCAUCAAUUUUUGAUUGUAAAAAAUGGUCUAAAACAGAAAUUAUGUUGGUGGUUAGAGGUGGAAGAAUUGAAUGCACUGAUUCUAAUAAUGAAAAAAUUACUUCAAGAACUAAAGAAGAUGGAACUGGUGGUGAAUUGAUAACUACUCCAACUACAACUACAACUACUAAAACCAAUAGCAAAUCUACCUAUUCUGGUGGUCGUAGCGGUGGUAAUGACGAUGUUAAGAUGAAUAAAGAAACUACUAGCCUGAGUAGUGGUUGUUGUGGUGGAAAUGUUUUUGUUAAUGGUUUACAACAUUUUACAUUAUUCCAAUUUAUUGCUAUAUUGAUAACUUUAGUAAAUAGUUUUGUCUUACCCUUAUAA
Candida albicans SC5314 is the source of this 1527-nucleotide messenger RNA. RefSeq lists its product as uncharacterized. Bases 1 to 1527 code for a protein of 508 amino acids. The transcript has 2 exons. Gene Ontology annotation, cellular component: fungal-type cell wall; plasma membrane. Gene Ontology annotation, biological process: fungal-type cell wall organization. The record is from RefSeq and is a predicted model, not a curated record. Lineage: Eukaryota; Fungi; Ascomycota; Pichiomycetes; Serinales; Debaryomycetaceae.